This is a messenger RNA of Fonticula alba, 540 nucleotides long. RefSeq lists its product as hypothetical. NCBI's taxonomy places the organism in Eukaryota, Rotosphaerida, Fonticulaceae. The coding region runs from base 107 to 379 and encodes 90 amino acids. The transcript is spliced from 3 exons. Gene Ontology annotation, molecular function: protein tag activity; ubiquitin-like protein ligase binding. The record is from RefSeq and is a predicted model, not a curated record. Gene Ontology annotation, cellular component: nucleus. Gene Ontology annotation, biological process: protein sumoylation.
CCCCUCCCCCUCCGAGUCGCGUCCUAUCUACUCGCGUCUCCCCCCUCCCGCCCCCUCUCCCGCCUCCUCUUUCUUUCUCCCCCUUUCCCCGAACAUCGCCUUCCCAAUGUCCGAGGAGAAGCCCCAGAUCAAGUCCGACGUCGUGUCCAUCAAGGUCAUGAACCAGGACCAGUCGGCCAUCACUUUCAAGCUUAAGCGCACCAUGCCCCUGCGCAAGGUCAUCGACGCCUACUGCGAGCGCAUGGGCAUCCAGAAGUCCGGCUUCCGGUUCUGCUUCGACGGUGAGCGUAUCCACGAGGACCAGACCCCGGAGGAGCUUGACAUGCAGGAUGAUGACAUCAUCGAGGUGAUGCUCAUGCAGGUCGGUGGCUCCAACUAGGCACUCGUGCUGCUUGGUUGCCGCCUUCCUCGAUGCAUUCCGUAGCCCGAUUUUACCCUCCUCGGGGCCGGGCUCUGCUUCCUUCCGCCUUUUCAAAUUCCCCGGCCACACACACCCUCUUUUAUCUUUCUCCUCCUCGUCUCUCUCUCUCUCUCUCUCUC